GAAGCUGUUUUCUGGUGGGACUGGGAGAGCGAGGUGUCUCUUCACAUGUCGCUGCCUCCACUGACUUGGAAAACAGCUCAUGAAAUCAAGUGUCAGUAUUUGUGGGGGGGGAUUUGCAAUCAUUGGCUUCAUCUCUGUCGAUAGGGAAUGAAUGACGAGACAACACCGGGCAGUUGCAAGAAAAACUCUGGGUGCUCCAGUAUUGAGCAAAUGCUGGCUGUGAACCCCGGCAAGACACCCAUCAGUCUGCUACAGGAGUAUGGAACGCGGAUAGGUAACACCCCAGUGUAUGACCUGCUCAAGGCCGAGGGCCAGGCGCACCAACCCAACUUUACGUUCCGCGUGUCCGUGGGAGAGAUCAGCUGCACCGGCCAGGGGCCCAGCAAGAAGGCUGCCAAACACAAGGCAGCAGAGGCCGCCCUGAAGAUGAUGAAAGGAGGACUAGGGGGACCAGUGGUGCUGGGAGAGGGAUUGGGAGAAGGGUUUAUUGGGGCGGAAGAGCCUUUGGAUGGGGACAGUUCUCCGUCAGAGAUGAAGACUUCAGGUAGCGGCACAUCUCAGCAGUCAGAAUGCAACCCUGUGGGAGCUCUGCAGGAGCUGGUGGUUCAGAAAGGUUGGCGUCUGCCAGAGUACACCGUGACCCAGGAGUCGGGACCUGCCCACCGCAAGGAGUUCACCAUGACGUGCCGGGUGGAGAGAUUUGUUGAAAUUGGCAGUGGCACAUCGAAGAAACUAGCCAAGCGCAAUGCAGCAGCUAAGAUGUUGUCCAGGAUCCACGAUGUUCCUGUAGACCUGAGGAGCAGCCACGAGACUGAGCCUGAGGAUGACACUUUUAUCAUGAACAUGGGUGGAGGCAGGGUGGAGGCAGGGAAGUGUAAAGGUCUGGGCUGUACCUGGGACUCUCUGAGGAACUCUGCUGGGGAGAAGAUGCUGCAGCUAAGGAGCCACCCUCUGGGCAUGCCCAGCUCUGACUUCUGCUCUCUGCUACACGACCUCUCGGAGGAGCAGCGCUUUGACGUCAGCUACCUCGACAUUGAGGAGCGCAGUCUGACCGGUCUGUGCCAGUGUCUGGUAGAGCUAUCCACUCAGCCAAUCACAGUGUGCCACGGCUUUGCACCCAAUCAGGACGGUGCCCGCGCCAGUGCAGCCCACAAUGCACUGCAAUACCUCAAAAUCAUGGCUGGGGGGAAGUGACCAUGACACAUCCACCUCGGAGGGUGGAUGCAUCUUCCAACCAAUGGUGGUCAAGGGAAGUAACCAUUGAUUGAUCCAGAAGUACCCAUGAUGUGGGAAUUGGAAUUUUUCUGCCCCCCCCCCACAGCCCUGUUGUUAUAUCUGGUCUGUUCAUUCCUGAAUGCCCCCUGAAGAUAUCCCACAUAGCCCUCGAUAAUUUGUCCCUAUGCCUUGAAGAUAUCCCACAUUGUCCUCUUGAUUGGCUACACCAUUUAUUUGGAUGGUCAGUCACCCACCUCCUCUGCGGUCACAGGCCUAGAGAGAUACUCUGCAGGGAAAGGGUGAAAUACAUUUGACAACGACCCCCGUUUUGACUGUAGCCUCAUUGACUUUUAUUUGUUGCCACAUCUACAAUGAUUGGCUUUGGUUGCCUUUUCAUUAGCUGGUAAGUACUUCGUCGUCAACCAAAAAUACCCCCCCCCCGUUGAAGAAGUCUUGGCCUGAAUGAAGUCUAAUUUUGGACAUUGAAAAGUGGACCUUUUAACGACAUGUAUUCUUAAAUUAGAGACUUGUGUACUUUUAUUGCCAAGUUGACAAGAUCCAGCCCAUCUGUCCGUCUUGUCAUUUGUGUUAAUUUACUUUUUUUUUUUUUUAAUUUUUAAAGAAGAGUCAUCAGAUAACUGUUAAAAGGUGUACAUUUUUAAAUUGUGAUUGCUUAAACAUCUGAAAUGCAAAAUGUUAUUGCGUUUUGGAAUUACAUUUAACAUUGUGUACUUUACCAUAGAUUUUUUUUCUUUGUUAGAUCUCACAAAACCCUGUUUUGUGAUUUAAAAUUGGUAACUUUAGAUGUUAAUAGCUGUUUUGAGUAGCUGGUUGCUCUCGUAAAACCGUGUCAAUGACUUCAUAAUAUCUCCUCCCUUCAACUGUGGUUGUUCAUAAUGUCUGAAGUGGACCAUCUAAUUAGCCCGUGUGCCAGUCUGUUCAAGGUCUCUUACCCACUACUUAUGGAAUUGCAAUGUGAAUACAAUGACAAUAGAGUAGGCCAAAAGCACAAACAGAUCUGGAACCAGGCUAGCAUCUAAUUGAGAUGGAAUUGUAUCGCUGCAUUUAAUAUAGUAGACCAUCUUAAGUUUGAUUCUCUUGCACAAACGGCUGACUAAUCUGCUCUUCUACUUCCUGUUACAUGCUAAUGGUAUAGCCUGAACUCUUAUAUCCUCCCAUGUUUACUCCCACCAGUUCAGAUAGUCAAGCCUUCAUGGUUUCAUAUGGGAGGUUGAGUCAAGAAUAGUAUUGGUAGCAAGUGUCUGAAGUAUACUGGCUGUAGUAGGGUGACUAUUGGUCGCUGCUACAUCUCACGAUGAGCAAGCAGUGAGAGAAACACAUAACGUACCGCAUCUGAUUAGUUGGGUUAAAUGUGGAAGACCCAUUUCAGUUGUUCAACUGACUAGGUAUCCUCUUCCCCCCCCCCCUUUUACAAUGUUUGACAAUUGUGGGAAGUGUUGCCCAAAUGCAUAGUUGAACUGAAACGUGGUUUAACCCUUUUUUU
Oncorhynchus masou masou (cherry salmon) is the source of this 2719-nucleotide messenger RNA. It is a transcript of the gene tarbp2, whose product is annotated as TAR (HIV) RNA binding protein 2. Bases 148 to 1194 code for a protein of 348 amino acids. Gene Ontology annotation, biological process: regulation of viral transcription; regulation of miRNA processing; siRNA processing. The transcript has 8 exons. Gene Ontology annotation, molecular function: double-stranded RNA binding; siRNA binding; pre-miRNA binding. NCBI's taxonomy places the organism in Eukaryota, Metazoa, Chordata, Actinopteri, Salmoniformes, Salmonidae. Gene Ontology annotation, cellular component: cytoplasm; nucleus; RISC complex. The record is from RefSeq and is a predicted model, not a curated record.